This is a messenger RNA of Syngnathoides biaculeatus (alligator pipefish), 1880 nucleotides long. RefSeq names its product hsp90 co-chaperone Cdc37-like. Gene Ontology annotation, cellular component: cytoplasm. The record is from RefSeq and is a predicted model, not a curated record. Bases 261 to 1382 code for a protein of 373 amino acids. Lineage: Eukaryota; Metazoa; Chordata; Actinopteri; Syngnathiformes; Syngnathidae. The transcript is spliced from 8 exons. Gene Ontology annotation, biological process: protein stabilization; protein folding. Gene Ontology annotation, molecular function: protein kinase binding; heat shock protein binding; protein-folding chaperone binding.
AAGAGAAGGAGGAGCGAGAAGAGCACCGGAAAUGCCCCGGAGUACUUUCUAGAAUAUCUCGCCAGGCAAUCGCUAGCAUCUUCCAAGUGUUUCUUUUCUCAUCAUAGUAAGGCAAAAAAAAAAAAAAAAAACUUUCCAGCUUUAAAAGCAACGUUAACCGUUGAGCAUUAUUUCCUCGAUUAAUAAUUCCCUGCUCCCGGUGAUUUAGCGAUUCUCGCUAGCCUCCGAGCUAACGCUACCUACCUUGAGAUUGUUUCAUCAUGUCCAGAAUAGACUACAGCGUGUGGGACCACAUUGAGGUGUCGGACGACGAAGAUGACACCCACCCGAACAUCGACACGCCGAGCCUCUUCAGGUGGAGACACCAGGCCCGCGUGCAGCGAAUGGAAGAAUUCGAGCAGAAAACGCAAGACCUCAACAAAGGACUCUCGGAGUGCCGCCGCAAGGUGUCAGAAGCUCAAAAGAAAAUCCAGGAGCUGAGCCUGUCCCCGACGGACGACCGCAAGGCCGAUCUCAGCAAAGCGCAGGCGGAGGAGAAGAAGUUGAAGAAGGAGCAGCGCGACUGGGAGCGGAAGCUUGAAGAUCACUGCCGAGAAGAGAAGAAGAUGCCUUGGAACGUGGACACGCUCAGCAAGGAAGGCUUCAGCAAGAGCAUCGUCAACGUCAAACCCGAAACGGUGGAGGACUCCGAAGAGGACAAGGAGAAGAAGCACAAAACCUUUGUGGAAAAAUACGAGAAGCAGAUCAAACACUUCGGCAUGCUGCGGCGCUGGGAUGACAGCCAGAAGUACUUGUCUGACAACCCUCAUUUGGUGUGCGAGGAGACUGCCAACUACCUGGUCAUUAUGUGCAUCGACCUUGAAGUGGAGGAGAAACAUGCAUUGAUGGAGCAAGUGGCUCAUCAGACCAUCGUCAUGCAGUUCAUUAUGGAGCUGGCCAAAACCCUCAACGUGGACCCCCGGGGUUGCUUUCGUCAGUUUUUCGCCAAGAUCAAGACGUCGGAUCAGCAGUACCAAGACGCGUUCAACGACGAGCUGGAGUCUUUCAUGGAGCGUGUACGUGGCAGGGCCAAGAUCCGCAUCGAGAUUGCCACGAAGGAGUACGAAAAACAGGAGCGGGAGAAGCGCUUGGGACCAGGCGGUCUGGAUCCUGUUGACGUGUACGAGAGUUUACCACAGGCGAUGAAGAAAUGUUUUGACGACCAAAACAUUCAAAUGUUGCAAGACGUUAUUAGCAAGAUGGAUCCCACGUCGGCCAAGAUGCACAUGAAGCGCUGCAUCGACUCUGGACUUUGGGUGCCCAACUCCAACCCGGACGAAGGCGACAACAAGGAGGAAGACGCCGUCUACGAGGACGCUCAAGAAGAAGCCAAGAAGGACUGAGCGACGCGCGCAAAUGUACUAAACCUGCUACGAACCCACGGCACCCCCACACCCCCCCCCCCUUAGGUGUGCGACCAGUUUGCCGCGUGAGAGAAAAAAUGAGCUGGACGUCUGUACCGAUCGUAGCGGCAAAGGAUUGGCUGUCAUGUAACUCCAAUUUUAAAUCCGUCUUUGGGGAAAUACCCACGGCUUGUCUACUGAGGUCUUUUGCUGCGACAUAACUCUCGACACAAAUUGUUCUGUAGGCUCGAGUGUUAUUGUUUAUUUUUCCCGCAGUCAGUUAUUUUUAUUUUAUUUUUUUUAUGUCAGCUUUCAGAAACCACUGUCACCUGGUUGCAAUUUCCCACAGAUUUUCUAUAAACUUGUAAAUGUUUACCCAAAUUAUUUAGCUCCUGUUUUCUUUAUUUUUAUGUUCUGCAUCGAGCAAAUAAGUUUGUAUUUUCCAUGCCACAAACUAUUUCCCAUCGGAAAAUAAGUGAAUUAAUCAGUUUCUUUAUU